Messenger RNA from Fonsecaea erecta, 1596 nucleotides. RefSeq lists its product as hypothetical. Bases 1 to 1596 code for a protein of 531 amino acids. Lineage: Eukaryota; Fungi; Ascomycota; Eurotiomycetes; Chaetothyriales; Herpotrichiellaceae. The transcript has a single exon. Gene Ontology annotation, cellular component: membrane. Gene Ontology annotation, biological process: iron ion transmembrane transport. Gene Ontology annotation, molecular function: iron ion transmembrane transporter activity. The record is from RefSeq and is a predicted model, not a curated record.
AUGGCUGGUAUCGUGGUCGGCCAGUCGCAUUCUAUCACUUUAUCAAGACUCCCUUCACGGAACUCUCUCACCGACAGAGAUGCUGACAAUCAUUGUCCUUUGUCAACUCGCUCCUCCUCCGAGGACGAUGUAGCCCUCCUGGCCCCGAUCGAUGCGGUGGAAAACCAGGCCAAGGAUGAGAUAUCCCCUGGACUGGCCCGAAGGCUCUAUGUCUCCCAUUUUCUAUCCACAUGGAAUUUCCGAGGGUUCGAAUUCGGCGCUGUUUUGUUUCUCGCCAACAUCUUCCCAAACACACUGUUGCCUUUGUCUAUCUACGCUCUGGUCCGGGCGUUGGCUGCUAUCGUUUUCGCUCCCCUCGUCGGUCGGUACAUUGAUACAGCCCCACGUCUGAAGGUUGUUCGCAAUUCGAUUGUUUAUCAGCGUGGAGCGGUUGUUCUUUCAUGUGGCAUCUUCUAUGUUAUGCUCUGGCAACGGCCACACCUGAAGACGUGGAGUCUAUGUGCGCUGCUGGCCGUGGUUAGUGCUCUGGCUUGUGUUGAAAAGCUCUGUGCAAUCAUGAACACUGUCUCUGUGGAAAGAGACUGGGUUGUGGUCAUUGCGGGAGACAGCGAGGCAAUGCUACGGACCCUCAACUCUCAGAUGCGUCGCAUCGACCUUUUCUGCAAACUGACCAGUCCUCUGCUCAUCGCCUCAUUGGAAAGUAACAACACAAAAGUCGCCAUGGCCGUUAUGGGCGGGGUCAACGCUUUUUCGACCAUCACAGAAUAUUUCUUGAUUGCAAGGGUUUACGCGGCGUUCCCGAGUCUUGCGCGCAGCAAUCUGCCUGCCACCAGGGCCGAUGACUGCGGCCAUGAGCUGGGACAGGAAUCUCAGUCCACCCCACACACUCCCGUCCAGCUGUCGUUAUUGCGGUCAUUGAAGAUCUACAUGUCUCAAGGAGCCUUCUUGCCUUCAAUUUCACUGUCUGUCCUGUACUUGACGGUGUUGUCCUUCUCUGGACAAAUGGUGACAUAUCUUCUGGCCAGUGGUUACACCUCGACGAUUAUCGCGGUGAUUCGUUUGAUAUCGACCGGGUGUGAGAUGUCGGCCACCUGGAUGGCACCGGCCGCCAUGGCUUGGAUCGGGCCCAUCAGAUCUGGCCUUUGGUUUCUCAACCUCCAGAUGGUCUGUCUGGCCGUCGCCCUUGGUUUCUUCUGGAUGGCAGGAUCGCCAAUCUGGGCUGCUUCGGGACUGAUAGCAGGCACCAUUCUCAGCCGCAUUGGCCUUUGGGGCUUUGAGCUCUCGGCACAAGUGAUCAUUCAAGAACAGGUCGAGCCAGAAUAUCGUGGGUCUUUCUCGACAACCGAGUCAUCCUUCCAGAAUAUCUUCGAACUCUGCGCAUAUGUCUCGACCAUCAUAUUUCCUCGGCCCGCAAGCUUCAAAUGGCCCGCCACCAUGUCCGUCGCGGCCGUCUACAUUGCCGGGGCGUUGUACGCCAGCUUCGUGCGGCGGAGACGCGGUCAUUUGGUGCACGUUUCAAAGUGCCUAGAAGGCAGAAAACAGGCAGCCCUAGAAUCGCGAAGGGUCUACCAGCGAGGCAGAUCAGAUAUUGGAUAG